AUGCUGCUACUCUUGCCACCAUCUCCCUCGCUCCCCAUCACUCGCAAAUCCGGGCAGCCGUUGCUUAAACUACGUGUCAUGGCCAAGCAAAACAAAUCGGAAGGAAGCCCUACGGAGACGGUCGCCUCCCUGGGCGGGCUCGUGGCCAUCCCUGUAAUUGGGUGGUCUCUUUACACUCUCAAGACAACGGGCUGCGGGCUUCCGCCCGGCCCUGGCGGAUCUAUUGGCGCGCUAGAAGGAGUGAGCUACCUCUUGGUGGUGGGCAUCGUUGCUUGGUCACUGUACACCAAAUCAAAAACGGGUUCAGGCCUUCCUAACGGGCCGUUUGGUUUGUUGGGAGCUGUCGAGGGCCUGUCCUACCUAUCCUUGCUCGCAAUUAUCCUUGUUUUCGGACUGCACUACUUUGAGCAGGGUUCCAUUCCUGGCCCGCUUCCCACUCAACAAUGCUUUGCUUGA
This is a messenger RNA of Striga asiatica, 456 nucleotides long. NCBI's taxonomy places the organism in Eukaryota, Viridiplantae, Streptophyta, Magnoliopsida, Lamiales, Orobanchaceae. The record is from the annotation of a GenBank genome assembly.